GGCACUCUCGUUUGACCAAUGACGUUUAAGCGCAUAUUGUUUGAAAGUUGUUUACAAACAUCUUGUUGGAAGGCCGAUGGAAAUGUGCAAACAUGCAUCGUAGCAGCAUGCUGGAGGUAUGGUAUGGAGUCCAAGGUUAAUGGUACAAGCGCAACCAGAGACUAUGAGUGAAGAAGAAUCAGGAAGUAGUGAUAAAGAAAACAAGAAUAUGUGCACACAGAAAGACAGGUCACAUCCAAAUUGGAAGAAGCACAAACACAAAGAGAGUGAGUCGAUCUAUGUGGCACAAUCAGAGCAUGAGUUUGCAUGUCCCACAUGCUUAAAGACUUUCAGUGACCACAGAAGUUUCAUAACUCAUCUGCUCUUUCACAGCAAAGAGAAACUGUUCUCCUGUGAAGUACGUGAAAAAAGUAUCACAUCGAACCAGGGUUUACAGAGUCAAAGGAACCAUCAUCACAAGGAUCAUUUGGCAUCGAAGGCUGCUGUAGCAUAUGGCAUGAUGUCAGAGGUUAAUAGUAGAAGUAACAACUGGCCACAGGAAAUACCAGAGACUACAAAUGAAGAAGAAUCAGAUAGUUGUAAUAAAGAAAACAAAAAUUUGUGCACACAGAAAUGUGGCAUGGUGCCAGAGGUUAAUAGUAGAAGUAACAACUGGUCACAGGAAAUACCAGAGACUACAAAUGAAGAAGAAUCAGAUAGUAGUACUAAAGAAAACAAAAAUAUGUGUACACAGAAAGACAAGUCACAUCAGAAUAGGAAGAAGCACAAGCACAAACACAAAGAGACUGAGACAAUCCAUGUGGCACAAUCAGAGCAUGAGUUUGCAUGUCCCACAUGCUUAAAGACUUUCAGUGACCACAGCAACUUCAUAACACAUCUGCUCUUUCAUAGGGAAGAGAAACUCUUCUCCUGUGCGGUAUAUGAAAAAAGUAUCACAUCGAAACAAAGUUUGCAGAGUGAAAGGAAGCGUCAUCGGAAGGAUAAUUUGGCAUCGAAGGCUGCUAUAGUGUGCAGUAUGGAGCCCAAGGUUAAUAGUAGAAGUAACAGCUGGUCACAUGAAAUACCAGAGACUACAAACAGAGAAGAAUCAGGGAGUGGUAAUGAAGACAGCAAGAAUAUGUGCACACAGAAAGACAGGCAACAUCUGAAUCAGAAAAGGCGCAAAAACAAAGAGAGUGAGACCAUAUGUUUGGCACAACCAGAGAACGAGUUUGCAUGUCCCACUUGCUUAAAGACUUUCAGUGACCACAGCAACUUUGUAACACAUCUACUUGCUCACAGGGAAGAGAAACUCUUCUCCAGUGCAGAAUUUGAAAAAAGUUUCACAUUGAAGCAGAGUUCACAGAGUCGCAGGAAGCAUCAUCACAAGGACCAUUUGGCAUUGAAGGCUGCUAUAACGCACAGUAUGGAGUCUGAAUUUUAUUCUAGAAGCAACAGAUGGUUAAAUGAAAUACCAGAGACUACAAAUACAAAAGGUGAAGAAUCAGAAAAUGCUGAUCACUUGUACAGUUUGAAGGAAGAAGAAAACAAGAAUAUAAAGCAUAAAUACAAAGACAGUAAGGUUAUUAUAGCAAGCACUAUGGCAUCACAUGAAACAGUGACAGGAAAUAGAGAAGAACUGGAAAGUAGUAACAAUGAAAACAAUAUCCUGCACUCACGGAAAGACAAUUUGCACCCGAAAGGGAAAAAAUAUAAGCACAAAGAGACUGAGGUUAAUAUUGGAGACAGUAUGGCACCACACGAAAUACCAGUGACUGCAAAUAAAGACAAACCAGAAAGUAGUAAUGAAGAAAACAAAUUUCUUUGUGCAAAGAAAGACAGUUCACAUCCAAGACAGAACAAGAAUAAACCCAAAGAGGGUAAGGUUAAUACUGGAGACAGUGAGACGGCGCAUGAAAUAACAGUGACUGCAAAUGGAGAAGAAUCAGGAAGUAGUAAUAAAGAAAGUAAAAAUCUGUGCACAAAGGACGAUAGUUCACAUCCAAAACAGAAAAAGCAUAAACGCAAAGACACUGAGGUUAAUACUGGAGACAAUGUGGUGUCAUAUGAAAUACCAGUGGCUGCAUAUGGAGAAGAACCAGGAAGUAGUAAUGAAGAAAGCAAGAAUCGGUGUACAAAGAAAAGUAGUUCACAUACAAAACGGAAAAAGCGAGGACAGUUCACACCCGAAACGAAAAAAGCAUAA
Schistocerca serialis cubense is the source of this 2185-nucleotide messenger RNA. Its product is annotated as zinc finger and SCAN domain-containing protein 2-like. NCBI's taxonomy places the organism in Eukaryota, Metazoa, Arthropoda, Insecta, Orthoptera, Acrididae. Gene Ontology annotation, biological process: regulation of transcription by RNA polymerase II. The record is from RefSeq and is a predicted model, not a curated record. Gene Ontology annotation, molecular function: RNA polymerase II cis-regulatory region sequence-specific DNA binding; DNA-binding transcription factor activity.